AUGGACUUUCUACAACAGCCUGGGGAAGCUCCACAGAAGCAGCGAGCAUGCUUGAGAUGCAAGGAGGCAAGGGUGAAAUGCGACAGAGAAAGGCCAUGCUCGCGAUGCAGGAGGCAGGACAUGGUGGACAAGUGCUUGUAUGAGGAGUCCCAGCUUGCCCUGGUGCGAUCGCUAGGUCCCGUUGAGCCUUUGAGUUCAAAAAGCCCCUUCUCCUCAAAGAGAUCGAAAUGCUCCAAGGCUUGCUCGGUCUGCCAGAAGAGCAAGGCCAAGUGUGAGGCCGACAGGCCGUGCAGGAGAUGUAUCCUUCAGGGGUGCGGAGAUCAGUGCUAUCAGGUGGGAUGGAGAGAGUCGCUGGUCCAGGCUCCUGCUGAUGAGCAGUGCGCGCUCCAGGAGUACCAGGAGAGUUUGGGGAAGGAGGAAGCGAAAGGUUUGAAUGUGGGGAGGCGGCCGAGCUCCAGGGAGGCAGGAGGGGAGUACAUGGUGCAGCUUUACGACGGCGAGAGCAGUCCGGACGACGACUUCUUCAACAUGGAGCAGCUGUUCUACUGCCCUGACCCCGUCAUGAACUACUGGAUUAGCAACGUCGACCGUCCGCUCAGCUACCUGCAGAGAUACGCCUGCAUCUCCCAGGCGACUUUCCCGACUUUCGAUCAAGCAACCCGCUCGUCGUGGUUCUUCGGGAUCGUCCGCAUGUACUGGGAGAACGGGACGAACAUCACAAGGCUGAAGAACAUGCUUGCAAGCAUCCCCACUUACCUGCAGGAAGAGCUCAUGACGGGCUUCGCUGCUGUCCAAGACAUCAACAUCCAGCGGAUGAAGGUGCUUGUUUGUCUUGAUCCUGCGGACUUGCCAACACGUUCUCUGCAAUCUCUGAAGGCCGUCAAGACGUCGCCCGAUCAUCUCAACUCAAAUCCAUGCAUGGAUGAGGAAUUCGAUCGUUUCCUCAUGGAAACAUGGGACAACGAUACCGAGCAAGGUACCUUGUGCCACACCUACUGCCCAGAGACUGGGAGACUUCAGAAAGUGUUUGUCUCCAAGACGCUUGCAGAGAUUGUAGGGAGCCAUGUGGAGGAAGUCCUCUGUCGUCUGUGGAAUCGAGAAGCAAACCUUGCCUUGUCGGACUGGGACUGGCUGUGUAUGAUGGUGGACGACUCUGUGCGGGUGAGGAGCUCAGGUCGGUCUGAGCAGGCGGUGACGUGGCAGCAGGCGAAGGAGACGACGAUAACAAGAUACUCGUGCUGGUACAUCCAUCGCAAGCAGCGAACCGUCAAGUGA
This is a messenger RNA of Guillardia theta CCMP2712, 1275 nucleotides long. RefSeq lists its product as hypothetical. Gene Ontology annotation, biological process: regulation of DNA-templated transcription. NCBI's taxonomy places the organism in Eukaryota, Cryptophyceae, Pyrenomonadales, Geminigeraceae. The record is from RefSeq and is a predicted model, not a curated record. The coding region runs from base 1 to 1275 and encodes 424 amino acids. Gene Ontology annotation, molecular function: DNA-binding transcription factor activity, RNA polymerase II-specific; zinc ion binding. The transcript is spliced from 19 exons.